Molecule: messenger RNA, 1175 nt
Organism: Salvia splendens (bonfire salvia)
Lineage: Eukaryota; Viridiplantae; Streptophyta; Magnoliopsida; Lamiales; Lamiaceae
Product: protein WHI4
Exons: 11
Coding region: 112-963 (283 amino acids)
Molecular function (GO): RNA binding
Source: RefSeq, a predicted model, not a curated record
UCAACGAAGCCCAAUUCAACAUUAACAGAAACAUUUCCCCACCGCAAAAUCCCACCUCUCUCUCCGCCGGGAACUGAGAUUCUUCGCCGCCGUCGUCUUUUAUUCUCCGAUAUGGCUUAUCCACCGCCGUACGAGCCUUUCUACCUGGCUGCGCCGCCUCCGGAAUACAAUUACGCUCCUAGUGAUAGAAACGGAAUCAACACUCUCUUCGUCUCCGGCCUCCCCGACGACGUGAAGGCGCGCGAGAUUCACAACCUCUUCCGCAGCCGCCCCGGAUUCGAGUCCUGCCAGCUCAAAUACACCGGACGUGGCAAUCAGGUUGUGGCGUUUGCGACCUUUGUGAAUCAUCAAUCUGCAAUGGCAGCCCUGCAUUCUCUGAAUGGUGUUAAAUUUGAUCCUCAAUCUGGUUCCACUUUGCACAUUGAACUGGCUAGAUCAAAUUCUAGAAGAAAACCAGGAAGUGGUCCGUAUGUUGUCACUGAUAGAAGAACGAAUUCUGAGACUGAUGCUAGGGAAUCAUCUAGUGACGAUGGGGUGGCAGAGGGGUACAUAUCCAUUGGGAGAGGAGAUGGUGAUUCUGAUGACCCAUACACCAACCCUGACGAGGGUAACCAAGACACUUCAGCAGCUGAGAAAAGCAGCAAACACACAGGCUAUGGCCAUGAUGCUCAAGAGAGUGAGCAAGCCGAAAAGACAGCAGAUGGUGCAUGCUCUACAUUGUUUAUUGCUAAUUUAGGUCCAACCUGUACUGAAGAGGAACUGAAGCAACUUCUUUUGCAAUACCAAGGAUUCAACAGCCUUAAGGUUCGUGCCAGAGGUGGAAUGCCAGUUGCGUUUGCUGAUUUCGAGGGAGUUGAACAUGCAACUGAGGCAAUGAACUCGCUUCAAGGAAGCACGCUGCCAUCCUCUGACCGCGGUGGAAUGCAUAUAGAAUACGCAAGGUCGAAAAUGAGGAAGCCCUAAUACAUACUUCAGAUGCAAAACAGAGAGUACUAUGGAAGCUGCUCUGACCUGCAUCGUGUCAAAACUUCUUUGAAGAAUAUUGGAUGAUUUCCCUAGCUAGGAAAUUGUUGCUAACCUGUCUUAAUGGAUUACUGGAAUAUGGUACUAUGUAGUAAGUUGGCUGUAUUGAUGCAAUCACGAGUCUAUUUAUUCAUUCAUAUCCAUUUGUCGGA